AUGUGGAAAUUAGCUUCAAAAUCCAUCAAGGAAGGCUUUAAAUCAAAGGGAGGAGAAGAUGCUGCCACAAAGCUGAGAAACGCUCCUUCAGAUUCAUCAGGAAAUGGAAGAAAGACAACGAAGGAAGCUAAAUUGGAGUGUCCCAUUUGCUGGGAAUCAUUCAACGUGGUUGAGAAUGUGCCUUAUAUCUUCUGGUGUGGUCAUACCAUCUGCAAGUAUUGUCUCUUAGGGCUACAACGCGCCGUUGUAAUCAAAACCUCAGCUUUACCUUUCCAGCUUCCUUUCUUCGUUGCUUGCCCUUGGUGCAAUUUCCUCUCUUUAAGGCUGGUCUGCAAUGGAACCAUCAAGUUCCCUUCCAAGAACUAUUACCUUCUAUGGAUGGUCGAAAGCAUGAACGGCUGCAGAUCCGAACCGGGCAGUGACAACAAAAGGGUCUCUUCAGGACAGAGAGACAUGAUGAGACAGAGAUCCGAUAUGGCCUCAGAUGAUGAAGGGUUGCUGGAGAAUCGUGGUUGGUGGAAUGGUGUGACCAGGGGAUACUUCAGAAAUGGGAGACUCCAUGACUCGGUGUGUAAGUCAAUGGCUCUUGUUGCUCAUCUAUUGGCUAAGUUUCCUUUGGUGGUCAUAUUCCUGUUGAUGGCUUUAUAUGCAAUCCCUGUGAGUGCUGCAGUUCUUGGGAUCUAUUUCUUUGUCACCUUUGCUUUGGCUGUUCCGUCGUUUCUCGUCCUUUACUUCGCCUUUCCAAGCUUAAACUGGCUGAUGAGAGAGAUUGCAGCCUAA
Microthlaspi erraticum is the source of this 780-nucleotide messenger RNA. NCBI's taxonomy places the organism in Eukaryota, Viridiplantae, Streptophyta, Magnoliopsida, Brassicales, Brassicaceae. The record is from the annotation of a GenBank genome assembly.